AUGCAUAUCCCUAUGGUCUCCCCUAAGAUUCCUAAAGGAAAAUGGAUGAAAUGGGCUCCUCCUCCUUUUGGUAUUUUGAAGUUGAACACAGAUGGUUCUUCAAGGAAUGGCAUGGCAGCAGGUGGUGGCAUUAUUAGGGACUAUAAGGGCUCCGCUUUGGUUGCUUUUUCUACCUUUUAUGGCCCAGGUACCAACACAUUUGCAGAAGCCAGAGCUCCCCUUUUUGGUCUGAUGCUUUGUUACAGAUUAGGCUACUCCAAAGUAGCAGUGGAGAGUGAGAAAAAAUCAUUUUUGAUAGCAUCUGUGGAGGUGCAGUCCCUUGGACAGCCCCUUAUAUGA
Molecule: messenger RNA, 339 nt
Organism: Lactuca virosa
Lineage: Eukaryota; Viridiplantae; Streptophyta; Magnoliopsida; Asterales; Asteraceae
Source: the annotation of a GenBank genome assembly